Molecule: messenger RNA, 1073 nt
Organism: Daphnia pulicaria
Lineage: Eukaryota; Metazoa; Arthropoda; Branchiopoda; Diplostraca; Daphniidae
Product: CD209 antigen-like protein D
Exons: 6
Coding region: 143-979 (278 amino acids)
Biological process (GO): biological process involved in interspecies interaction between organisms
Cellular component (GO): external side of plasma membrane
Molecular function (GO): carbohydrate binding
Source: RefSeq, a predicted model, not a curated record
UCCAUCAGACAUCAUUCAAGUUGAAAAGACACGCGCUUAUAUUAUUUCAAGAUAACAUCAUUUAGUCUGAAUUGGCAGCAGCUACUUUUUCAAGUCGAUUCGAGCUGAUAAUUAAUUCAUUUCGCACUUUCACAAGGAAAAAAUGGUCGCUCUUUUGGGUGUCUUCCUGGUGGUAACUUUAUUCGCUUCCAGCUUCGGGAAUGCUGAUGUGGUAUCCCUAGAUGACAAAGAUUGCGCUGGGGGAUACAUUUUCGUUGACAAAGAGAUCGUGAUCGACGGUCCGUUUGACGGAGAUUGUAUUUUGCAAUUCGAAACACAGGAGGAUCGUAUUCUGGCGUUCACCGUCGUCGAUGGGGACAUGAAAGAAGCCCUAAGAUUUUUUUCAAUUCACGAUGGACUCGAAAACAAUUCUCCGAUUCUCCUAUUAGAAAAUCAGAAGAUCCUGGAAUUAGCCUCAAGGAAAGAUUUGCCAGCUGCGCUCUACACUACUCAAUCGGGAGCAGAGAUAAAAUUUAUAAAGCUGCCAACUUCAAAUUUCCAGCUCAAAAUUCAAAAAGCCGUCAUUUGCCCAUUUAAUUUGGGAGUGGACAGCCAAUGUGGCCGAGUGGUGGACGAGACUUCGUGUUACUGCGCUACCUUCACCAACCGAAACCAAGCAGAUCAGACAAUGUAUUGUGUCGACAACAAUAUGAAGUUGAUUUCGUUCGAAAAUGCAACAGAGGAGGAGCGCGUUCAAGCCGCUUGGGGUACCCAAACGCCAUUUUGGACUUCGUUGACGGACACUCGUCGGGAAGGAACUUGGCUGUGGGAGAGCUCGAUGACCAUUCCUGACUACACUAACUGGUACCCUGGAAGACCCAACUCUGUAUCUAGCAACACCGAUGACUGUAUGGCGUACGGUGGCGCAACUUUUUUGACGUUCUGGGGCGAUGUUGGUUGCGCAACGAUGGCUCACGCAGUCUGUGAAGCACAGCCAUAAUGUAUUUUGCUUGACUAAAAAGAUUUUGGUAUGAGUUACAUAGAAUAUUAGCUAAAAAAAUUGUGAGUACGAAUAAACAGCAUCAGCAACAUCA